Messenger RNA from Sitodiplosis mosellana (orange wheat blossom midge), 2096 nucleotides. It is a transcript of the gene Ccm3, whose product is annotated as programmed cell death protein 10. Gene Ontology annotation, molecular function: protein kinase binding. Gene Ontology annotation, cellular component: Golgi apparatus; FAR/SIP/STRIPAK complex. The record is from RefSeq and is a predicted model, not a curated record. The transcript is spliced from 5 exons. Gene Ontology annotation, biological process: regulation of Golgi organization; positive regulation of MAP kinase activity. NCBI's taxonomy places the organism in Eukaryota, Metazoa, Arthropoda, Insecta, Diptera, Cecidomyiidae. The coding region runs from base 838 to 1470 and encodes 210 amino acids.
UACCGCAGCCCAAACAACCUGUCAAAGUCGAACGGUCAGGUUUUGCUUUGUGACCAACUUCAAAUCUAACACAGCAUAUUUACAUAUUUUACGAGAUAGUAUUCAUUCGCUAGCCCACAAAUAUGUACACACACUCACACACGCAUACGCACACAUCGACACGUACAUACAAACUCGUCGAUAGAAGAAGGUGAACACAGUAGAAACGGCACAUGCAUUGUUGUUGCUGUCGUUGUAGAUAUGUGUUGAAUCUAUUGUAUGCGUUUGUUAUUUGCUUCGUGUUCUCGAAUCGAAUGUUAUUACACACAUCUCUGUGUGUGAAUUGUACUGUAAUUGAGCGAGAGAGAAAAAAAGUGGCAAAGACCCAAGUACAAGGAAAAAGUUGAGAAAAGAAAAAAAAUUGCAAGUUUCAUUCGUCAAAGUUAAUUGCAAAUCGUUGUGUAGAAAAUUUCAUCAUUUUUCUUCAGUGUGGCGAAAUUUGUGGAUUUAUUCCUUCGGAAAAAAUUCGUGUACAUUGCAUUCGAAUGGGCGAAUCAAGGGAAAUCGUGUGAAAAAUUUCGUCGUACGUGUGUGUGGAAUCUAUCGUUUUGUAGUUAGUUAUAUUGUGAGAGAAUCUAUCAAUGAGCUUUCAUCUUGUGCAAAUGUAAACAAAUUUGAUGGAAAAAAAAUUAGGCCAUAAGCAGUAAAUACAUUUGUAACUAGCCAAAUUCAAAGUCAAAAUAAUUUCGAGCAUCCGAAUAAACCGAAUUGGAUUGGUUUCAUUUUUGUUUGUUUGCGAAUAGAAAAACAAGUUUUAAUUUUUCAUCGUCAAUUAUCGCAACAUAAAACCAUACAACGAUGACAAUGAGCGAUGACACACCAGUUUCAACGCUAGUCUUGCCAGUUCUUUUACGGCCGAUUUUAUCACAGUUGGAACGACGAGAUGUGGUUGCAUCGCAAACACUUCGAGCUGCUUUGACAAAAGCAGAACAAGCACAUCCGGGCCUAUCAUACGACAUUGUGAUGGGUAUUCUGAAGAAAGGCGACCUUAAUGUCAAUUUAAACGAAAGCAUUCUACGAUUACAGGGUAAUGCCACUGAAACUGACUUGGUUGAAUAUCGUUUGAAUCGUUCCGAAGAUGCCUUUCAAGAGUUGAACAAAAAAUCGUCUUCGCUCAAGCGGAUUUUGAGCCGGAUUCCUGACGAAAUCAGUGAUCGCAAAACAUUUUUGGAGACAAUCAAAGAGAUAGCGAGUGCCAUCAAAAAGUUGCUUGACGCGGUAAAUGAAGUGGUUGGUUUCAUACCGGGCACGUCUGGAAAGCAGGCGGUGGAACAACGAAAAAAAGAGUUUGUGAAAUAUUCAAAGAAAUUCAGUACAACACUGAAGGAGUAUUUCAAAGAGGGACAAGCCAAUGCCGUAUUCGUCAGUGCACUGUACUUGAUCCAUCAAACAAAUCAAAUUAUGAUCACAGUAAAGAAUAAAUGCGAAUAAGCAAACAAUUUCAUUGUUAACUUAGCCAAUAUUAUUUCAUAGUAAAAAUGUUGUUGGUUUUUUCUUACUUUUGCGACAGCAUCAAAGCGAAUGGAUACAACAUUUUUCUUUUUGGUUCAGAAUGCAAUAAACAUUAGCGAAAUCCAUAAAAAAACUCUUUUUAGACAAUUAGGUUCCAAUUUAUAUUUGUUGAUUUCAUUUUUAAGUAUGCAGUACUAACCUUUUUUUAAUGUUUUCUGAACGAAGUAUCAUUGUAUGAAUCGCUAGGCAUGUAAGUUAAAUAAAAAUGUUGGACAAUUCAAAGAAUUUAUCAUGACAGCAACCCAAACGACGACGACGACGACGACGGCAGUGGCGAUUAUAUUGGACGUUCGUUGGACAAGGUGCAACCAGCUAAGGAUCACCGAUCAUUUUUGAAUAUUCAACAUACGACAAAAGACAAUUUUUCGUUAUUCAUCGGACAUAGAAACAAAAAUCGAUGUACAUAAAAUGCAAUUGCCCCGCACAUUUUUUUUAGCGAGAAACUGCGACAAAGAUUACAACUAGACUAUCAAAACUAAAUUAUUCAUAGAAACCUUAUUAAUUACUGGAAUGAAAAAUAAAUUGCACGAACGAUGUAGAAUAAA